Molecule: messenger RNA, 1921 nt
Organism: Centropristis striata (black sea bass)
Lineage: Eukaryota; Metazoa; Chordata; Actinopteri; Perciformes; Serranidae
Product: G1/S-specific cyclin-E2-like
Exons: 12
Coding region: 16-1182 (388 amino acids)
Biological process (GO): G1/S transition of mitotic cell cycle; regulation of cyclin-dependent protein serine/threonine kinase activity
Cellular component (GO): centrosome; nucleus; cyclin E2-CDK2 complex
Molecular function (GO): cyclin-dependent protein serine/threonine kinase regulator activity
Source: RefSeq, a predicted model, not a curated record
UUAUACACAUGCGCAAUGUGUCGCAAACGCUCAUUAGUUGGCGCCAGCGCCAACUGGAAGCCAGUUCAAUUUGGACUCGGAACCGAGGAGACAGAAGCAGCAACAACCAUGUCUAGACGAAGUGGUCGCCUGCAGAGAAGAUCUGAAAAUGUUCCACAGCAGAUAAGCAAAGUAAUUAAGCAGAGCAACAGAAAAAAGACUCAGCCCCUGUCAAAGCUGCACUGCGAGAAGAACCAUCUGGUACUUGAAGGCAUCUCUAAACCUUGUGAUGCAGUUGUGACUUCACCUCUGCCUCAUCUUGGAUGGGGAUCUUCUGAAGACGUGUGGGUGAAGAUGGUCGUCAGGGAGCAGAAUUACAAACACAGCAAGAACUUCAUGCUGAAACAUCCGGCGAUACAACCCAGAAUGAGAUCGAUCCUCCUCGACUGGUUAAUUGAGGUGAGUGAGGCCUACACUCUUCACCGGCAGACGUUCUAUCUGGCUCAGGACUACUUUGACCGGUUCAUGCUGACGCAGAACAACGUGGAAAAAAACAUGCUGCAGCUCAUUGGGAUCACCUGUCUCUUUAUAGCAUCAAAGAUGGAGGAAACGUGUCCUCCGAAGCUGUCGGAGAUGGCCUAUAUCACCGCAGGGACCUACUAUGAAGAGGAGAUCCUUCAAAUGGAGUUAAUAAUUUUAAAGGCGUUGCGUUGGAACCUUUGUCCUGAAACGGCCGUCUCUUGGCUGAAGCUUUACUUCCAGGUGGCAUCGAUGAACCAUGACUCUGACCUGCUGGAGCCGCAGUUUCCACAGGACGCUUACAUUCAAAUGACGCGUCUUUUAGACCUGUGUAUCCUCAACAUAAACUCGCUGGACUUUGAGUAUCGAGUGUUGGCUGCCUCGGUUCUGAGCCAUUUUAUUCAACAGGAAACUGCUGAGAAAGUUUCCGGUCUCUCAAAAGACGCCAUCCAGCUGUGUGUUAACUGGAUGGCCCCCUUCGUGGAGUCAGUCGGCUGGUUUGGCAGGGCGACACUGAGGGAUUUCAUCAAAAUAAAGAAAGAAGACAGACACAACAUCCAGACGCACACAGACUACAUGGCCAUGCUGGAUGAUGUCAGUCUAAAGGAGGUGAAGAAUCAGCUCCUCACUCCUCCCAACAGCUCAGAGAAAACACUGAACAGCAAGAGGACGACUCUGCAGUGAACAGAUAGGAGACGGGGUGAACGUCCAAGGAAGACUGAGUUUACUAGAAACUGCUCCAAGCCAGUGAACCAGACAACUGUUAACUGGAAUACGUCUGACGGGAGCUUAUUUCACACAUGCUGCUGUGAAAUUGUCACUGAAUGCAUUAUCAAAGACAAUAUUUAUGAGACUUUUAAACCUUGGCCAAAGCUUUUUGCUUGAUUUUUAACAACUGGGUGCUUUAAUUCAUAAAAGUUUUUAAAAUUGUCAAGGGUCAUUUCUAGGAAAUGGCUUUCUAUGAAUGAAAUUGAUGUGCAAUUGUUUACUUUUGUAGCAUAUUAAAUAUGUUCAUAGUCAACGAAACAAUUCAGGGUCAGUGGAAAUUUUAGUGUUUUAAAAUAGAUGCUUGAAACCAGCCGAGUUUACUGCCGCUACUUCACCUGUAACUAAGUGUAUAAGAGAACUUGGACACACUGAUGUUCAGUACCAGUAUGCACGUUUUCAUGAACUCUAAUGAAAGCCGUGUGGCAAAACACUGUCUGAAUAAAUGGCAAGCUCUUCUGUUUCUCAGCUAUCUUUACCUUCUGUUGUAAACAAGCCAUUGUUUGUGUAACUCAGGGUUAUGUUUGAUAGUCAAUGAUGUAUUUUUAUAAAGAAUUCAUUUCAAAUGAUUACAAGUGUACAAAAAAUGAGCAACUGUAUUUAUUUAGAUUAUUUUCUACCACAAAAUAAAAAAUAUACAUUCCCAACCCCCCAAAAA